This is a messenger RNA of Nematostella vectensis (starlet sea anemone), 2616 nucleotides long. RefSeq names its product neuropeptide FF receptor 2. Gene Ontology annotation, molecular function: G protein-coupled receptor activity. NCBI's taxonomy places the organism in Eukaryota, Metazoa, Cnidaria, Anthozoa, Actiniaria, Edwardsiidae. The record is from RefSeq and is a predicted model, not a curated record. The transcript has a single exon. Gene Ontology annotation, cellular component: membrane. Gene Ontology annotation, biological process: G protein-coupled receptor signaling pathway. The coding region runs from base 1184 to 2140 and encodes 318 amino acids.
AACAGAGGUCUGCAUGAAAGAGCAUAUGGCUGAUCAAGGCAAGCAAUAUACCACACUAGGGGUAGGGGUACAGGCCGCCAUGAAAAAUAUUCUCAGGCACAUUUCUGACCCAUGUAGGGAAUCCACCACACAGGGUAGGGGUACAGGCCGCAAUGGUUGUAAGGCAUAUUUCUGACCCAGUUAUGGAAUCUUGUAAGGCAUAUUUCUGACCCAGUUAUAGAAUCUUGUAAGGCAUAUUUCUGAGCCAGUUAUGGAAUCUUGUAAGGCAUAUUUCUGACCCAGUUAUGGAAUCUUGUAAGGCAUAUUUCUGACCCAGUUAUGGAAUCUUGUAAGGCAUAUUUCUGAGCCAGUUAUGGAAUCUUGUAAGGCAUAUUUCUGACCCAGUUAUGGAAUCUUGUAAGGCAUAUUUCUGACCCAGUUAUGGAAUCUUGUAAGGCAUAUUUCUGACCCAGUUAUGGAAUCUUGUAAGGCAUAUUUCUGACCCAGUUAUGGAAUCUUGUAAGGCAUAUUUCUGACCCAGUUAUGGAAUCUUGUAAGGCAUAUUUCUGACCCAGUUAUAGAAUCUUGUAAGGCAUAUUUCUGAGCCAGUUAUGGAAUCUUGUAAGGCAUAUUUCUGACCCAGUUAUAGAAUCUACCACGCAAGGGGUAGUUUUUUUAGUGUAUAUCGAUUAUUUUAUGUGUGAAAAAGGUUAUUAGUUUUAUAUACUAGCUUAAAACCCAUUUUUUGCAUAACAAACGGAAAGUAAUAAAUUUCAGCGGCGUGCGCAAAGUGUUUUUUUAUUGUACUAUCUAAACUCUUUUUUUUUAAUUAAAGAGUCAAUAAAUUAGUUACCAGAAGCGCACGGGGACAGCUGGUUUAUUGCAAAAGAUUGAUUGUAAAAAUGAAUUAUUACUUAGUUUGUUUAGUUUUAAACUUUUAAAUUACAACUUUUGAUUAUAACUCAUAAUCCACUUUUUGUUAAGGAGUCGUUAAUGAAAAAUAAAAAAAUUACUGUACAUCCCAUAUCCCAUCAGUCAUUUGACAGCCUUAAUGUUAAAUUUAAUGCUAAACGUUUCCAGAUAGGAAAGGACGCGAACGCGAAUCCUGGAUGAAAUCAUUGUUUUUCUUUUAGUAGUCCAUAUAGUCCAGCACUGCUUGAGUUGUGAUCUGUGAAUCGUGUUCCAUGACGAAAAAUGUUUUGAGAUGGAAAACAUCACUGGAUCAAAUGGCGAAAUUUCUGGAUUUGUCUUAGCAAUCUAUCUAAGUGAGACGUGUGUGAUCGUGGUGUUGAACCUAUUGGCGCUCUGUGUUUUUCUAACCAAGACGUUUUGCAUCAAGAAGUCAAACUUCCUUCUCCUCAACCUGACCGUGACUGAUCUGCUGGUUGGGCUGUCUCUGGGAGCCAAAACACUUAACGAAAUUUUUAAGCCUUCUGAAUAUGACCUACUUGCUCGCAUUUUUGACUUCUUCAGCACUUUAUCUGUAAAUGUCUCUAUAUGCUCAUUCACUGCCAUGGCAAUGGAGAGGUCGUAUGCGAUCGUUGUGCCAAUGAGACACCGUCUUCUUGGAAACAAGACUUAUGCCAUUGGUAUUGUUCUAAUAUGGGUUGCUGCUAUCUUCGUAGAAAUCAUAAAAUACCUUUUGUAUCGAAGGAUCGUGGUCAUAAUCAAAAUGUUACUUGGUGCUUCGUUUCUGGUGGUUGUCUUUGUCUGUUAUUUGGCUAUUUGGAUCAAAGUGAAGUUCGCGAAACCUCUUCCAAACAGAAGCAGGACGAACAGGAACAACAUUAAACUCACAAUUACCCUGUUUAUCGUGACGCUUAUGUCUACGAGCUGUUUUCUCCCCAGUAUAGUGUUAAUACUCGUGUCUGAUUAUUAUGAUUUUACUGUGCAACUCUUGCCAUUCGUUUUGGUCUACGCCAACUCAUUCAUCAACUUUCUCAUUUACUCAGUUCGAAUGCCUGAGUUCAGGAAAGAGUUGUGCAAAGUCCUCAGAAAGUGUCUAUCACCAAGCCAAGUGUUAAGCUGUUCGUUGAGAAGUACCUCGUCAUCCUCUAAAGAAGGCAUCCCCAUUAUCUCACCUCACUCGGAGAGAAGAGGGAAACCCUCGCUGAUCAUAAAAUCUCAAGAAGGAUUUUACAGCUACUUACAGCGAGAAUAGAGCGAAGGUCAACCUUCGCUGAUUAUGAUGAAUAGCCUACCAUCACAUUAAAACGAAAUUCCCAAUUAUUUACAGCAGACAGAAAGCAACAACAAUGGCAUAGCGAUGGCAGGUCAACCCUCGCUGAUUAUGAUGAAUAGCUUGCCAUCGCCUUAAGAAGAAAUACCAAGUGACUUAAAACACCAUUCAGAAGGCAGAGAUCAACUUCCGAUGAAUACAUUCAACACUCGGGAACCAAUAGCUCAGAAAGAAAAUCCAGUUUCUCAUAACAACCACCGGGCUUCGUGUAUAAAAAAAAAACGGAACAGAAAAUUUGAAAAUAAUUAUUUAUACGCUCCUGCACAAUACAAAGUGACUCAAAGAAUCCAUUUUCAUCGGCUUAUUCAAGCAGGUGAAAAAUAUUCAAUGAAAUAUCAUUAAUAAAGUAUCAGGCUUCAAUCGUGGAUGGUUAAUUUUAAAACACGCAUACAACAAAU